Eublepharis macularius is the source of this 4011-nucleotide messenger RNA. It is a transcript of the gene SALL3, whose product is annotated as spalt like transcription factor 3. Gene Ontology annotation, molecular function: RNA polymerase II cis-regulatory region sequence-specific DNA binding; DNA-binding transcription factor activity, RNA polymerase II-specific. Lineage: Eukaryota; Metazoa; Chordata; Lepidosauria; Squamata; Eublepharidae. The record is from RefSeq and is a predicted model, not a curated record. The coding region runs from base 1 to 4011 and encodes 1336 amino acids. The transcript has 3 exons. Gene Ontology annotation, biological process: regulation of transcription by RNA polymerase II. Gene Ontology annotation, cellular component: nucleus.
AUGUCUCGGCGAAAGCAAGCCAAGCCUCAGCAUCUCAAAUCGGACGAGGAGCUGCAAGCCGAGGUGCUUUCGGAGCAGGCAGUCCCUGGAGAAGGAGCAGAUGAUGGUGAUAGUGGGAAUGAAAGCAGGAGUGGAAGUGAGGAAACAAAUGUCUGUGAAAAAUGCUGUGCUGAAUUCUUCAAGUGGACUGAUUUCCUGGAACACAAGAAGAACUGUACUAAAAACCCACUGGUAUUGAUUGUGAAUGAAGAUGAAGCAGCACCACCUUCUGAAGAGUUCCCAGAGCCUUCGCCUGCCAGCUCUCCCAGUGAUCAAGCAGAUAGUGAGGCUGCUGAAGAAAGUGUUCAGAUUGAGAACAAUGAGAGCUGUGAGGUAAAGAAUACAGACAAGGAAGAAGAACCCAUGGAAGUUGAACCAUCUGCAGAGAAAAGUUACCCCAGUCAAGGCACCUCUAGCACAGCUACGCCACUACCUCAGAUUAGUGAAACAUCUUCCUUGUCAAGUUAUAACAUGCCAAACACUAACGUAACCUUAGAGACUUUGCUGAGUACUAAAGUGGCUGUUGCACAGUUCUCUCAGAGUACAAGAUGUGCAACUACUGCGACCACAGCCAGCGGGGUUACGGCAAUGGCCAUUCCAAUGAUCCUUGAGCAGCUGAUGGCAUUGCAACAGCAGCAGAUUCACCAGCUGCAGCUAAUUGAACAGAUCCGGAGUCAGGUGGCAAUGAUGAAUCGGCAGCCAUUACGUCCCACUUUAAAUCCAGCUGCUCCUUCUCAGAAUGCUCCUGUGCAGGCCUCUAAUCAGCUCCAAGGGUUUGCAGCAACCUCUGCUCUUCAGUUGGCAGCAGUAGUUCCUUCUGCCAUUGUGGCACAAGCCACUAGCAACCCACCAACUGCCUUUGAGAGUUCUCAGCACAUCUCCAGACCGACAUCUGGUGCAAGUACCCCUAACAUGUCAAGCAGUGGUUCUUCUGCCCCGAAUGAAUCAAGCACACCAUCAUCUUCUAAUGCAAUUACAACUUCAUUAACGCCUGCUUCUGUGUCAAAUAGUUCCAACAGCUCUUCACAGCCCCCAAAUGCUUCAACUCCACCUUCAAUAGGACCAGGAAAUCUCCUCACCUCAGCUUCCAGCCUGCCAAACCCACUUCUACCUCAGACUUCAUCCAGUAGUGUAAUCUUUCCCAAUCCACUGGUUAGCAUUGCUGCAACUGCUAAUGCAUUGGAUCCUCUCUCUGCUCUUAUGAAACAUCGCAAAGGAAAACCACCAAAUGUAUCUGUGUUUGAACCCAAGACAAGUUCUGAGGAUCCCUUUUUUAAACACAAGUGUAGAUUUUGUGCCAAGGUAUUUGGGAGUGACAGUGCUCUGCAGAUACACUUGCGUUCACACACAGGAGAAAGACCCUUUAAGUGUAACAUAUGUGGCAAUCGUUUUUCCACUAAAGGCAAUCUGAAAGUUCAUUUUCAGAGACACAAAGAGAAGUACCCUCACAUUCAGAUGAAUCCAUAUCCAGUUCCAGAAUACCUCGAUAAUGUUCCCACUUGCUCUGGGAUUCCAUAUGGCAUGUCAUUGCCUCCUGAAAAACCGGUUACUACAUGGCUGGAUAGCAAGCCAGUGCUACCUACGGUACCAACUUCAAUUGGGCUGCAGCUUCCCCCAACAAUACCUGGUGUGAACAGUUAUGUAGAUUCCCCAAGCAUUACACCCAUGAGCAGGUCCCCCCAGAGACCAUCCCCUGCAUCAAGUGAAUGCACUUCCUUAUCUCCAAGCCUAAACAAUUCUGAAUCAGGCAUUCCUUUGUCUGCAGAAUCCCCACAACCCAUUCAUAGCGGCUCAUCUAUGACAAAACCUGAACCAGUCAAUAUUCCUGUGACAAAUGCAAGGCCGGGAGAUAUUUCUGUAAGUGGGCAAGUUUCUGUGGUGCCCACAUCUUCGGUUCCUAAUGCUGUUACAGACAGCAGCAUUUCCACAAGCAUCCCAAACCCUGUGCUUCCAGCAUUGUCUGACCAAUUCAAGGCUAAGUUUCCAUUUGGUGGUCUACUAGACUCUAUGCAAACAUCAGAAACCUCAAAACUGCAACAGCUUGUAGAGAACAUCGAUAAGAAGAUGACAGAUCCAAAUCAAUGUGUCAUUUGUCACCGUGUGCUUAGUUGUCAGAGCGCUCUCAAGAUGCAUUACAGAACCCAUACAGGAGAAAGACCAUUUAAAUGCAAAAUUUGUGGACGUGCAUUUACUACAAAAGGCAAUCUAAAAACACAUUUUGGAGUUCAUCGAGCGAAGCCACCACUUAGAGUACAGCACUCAUGUCCCAUUUGUCAGAAGAAAUUUACAAAUGCUGUUGUUCUUCAACAGCAUAUUCGUAUGCACAUGGGUGGGCAAAUUCCAAACACACCAUUACCGGAGGGCUUCCAGGAUGCCAUGGACUCAGAGCUUUCCUUUGAUGAAAAGAAUGUGGAAACACUGAGCAACUAUGAUGAUGAUGUUGAUGAAAACUCCAUGGAAGAGGACCUAGAGUUAAAAGACAAUGCAAGUGACUCCUCCAAACCACUUAUACCUUAUGCUGGGUCAUGUCCACCUUCACCUCCCUCUGUAAUCUCUAGCAUUGCUGCUCUGGAGAAUCAAAUGAAAAUGAUUGAUUCUGUCAUGAACUGUCAACAGCUAACCAAUCUAAAAUCUAUAGAAAAUGGGUCAGGGGAAAGUGACCAUUUGAGCAAUGAUUCCUCAUCAGCUGUUGGAGACCUGGAGAGCCAGAGUGCAGGGAGCCCUGCAAUGUCUGAAUCCUCUUCAUCCAUGCAAGCUUUGUCUCCUGAAAACAGCAACUGUGAGAGUUUCAGAUCAAAAUCCCCAGGUCUUAGUAACCAGGAAGAACCACAUGAAAUACAAUUAAAGACAGAAAAACCUGACAGCCCUCCACCGCCUACUGUGGAAAAUGGAGGUGCACUGGAUCUGACAGCCACCAAUCCAGCGAGGCCAGUCAUCAAAGAAGAAGCUCCUUUUAGCCUGCUGUUCCUGAACAGAGAACGUGGUAAGUUUAAAAGUACUGUUUGUAAUAUCUGUGGCAAGCCUUUUGCUUGUAAGAGUGCAUUGGAAAUUCACUACCGCAGCCAUACUAAAGAGCGUCCAUUUGUAUGUACAGUCUGCAAUCGUGGGUGUUCCACUAUGGGUAAUUUAAAACAGCACUUACUGACACACAAAUUAAAAGAGCUGCCUUCUCAGUUAUUUGAACCCAACUUUACUCUAGGUCCCAGCCAAAGUACUCCUAGCCUGGUCACCAGCACUGCGCCUACAAUGAUCAAAAUGGAAGUGAAUGGUCACAGCAAGCCGAUCUCAUUGGGUGAGGUUCCAUCGCUUCCAGCUGGAAUCCAGGUUCCUGCUGCACCACAGACAGUGAUGAGCCCAGGCAUCACUCCAAUGCUGGCACCCCCACCUCGUCGAACUCCCAAACAACACAAUUGUCAAUCGUGUGGGAAGACCUUCUCCUCAGCAAGUGCACUACAGAUACACGAACGCACCCAUACUGGUGAAAAGCCAUUUGGUUGCACAAUUUGUGGUAGAGCUUUUACCACAAAAGGGAAUCUUAAGGUUCACAUGGGAACUCAUAUGUGGAAUAAUGCCCCUGCACGCCGUGGCCGUCGUCUGUCUGUGGAAAACCCCAUGGCUUUGUUAGGUGGCGAUGCUCUGAAGUUUUCAGAAAUGUUCCAAAAGGAUUUGGCAGCUCGGGCAAUGAAUGUUGACCCAAAUUUUUGGAACCAAUAUGCUGCAGCUAUUACUAAUGGACUUGCAAUGAAGAACAAUGAAAUUUCUGUCAUACAGAAUGGAGGCAUUCCCCAGCUCCCAGUAAGUUUAGGCGGAAGUGCUAUUCCGUCUUUAAGUAAUAUUACCAGUGGAAUGGACAAAGCUCGUACUGGCAGUAGCCCUCCCAUCAUUGGUUUGGACAAAGCGAGUUCUGAAACUGGAGCCAAUCGCCCAUUCACAAGGUUUAUUGAGGAAAAUAAAGAGAUUGGCAUAAAUUAA